UCUGUUUCUAGGUCUGUCUUCUUGUUUGUACGCAUAUCUACCUACGUAGCUAUCUCUGUUGACGUUGCAUCCUAGACGGGGAAAGGAACCGAGGCUAGGCAUGCUCUGAAAGCUAUCUCGUGUCUCUUUCCUCCUUGGCCGAGGAAUAAAAGGAACGGGGUCGGCAACAGCGAGAUAGGAAGAGAGUUACGAGUUGGAAUUUUGUUGCUCGGAAAUAGGCGCGGUUGGCCAUAGAAGCAGCCAAGUACUAAAAUUCAUAACCAUGGCUCCAACAUAUGUCUCUAGCCGCCGAACGUCAGGAAGACCAGUACUGGCAUUCCUGUCCAUAUUUUCCAUUUUUAUCCUGGGGACAUUCCUCGCAACAAAGUUUGGCUCUGCACCACGGCAGCACAGUUUCGAGUUUCGACAUGCGACAAGCUCACAUGAGGCCGGUACGAGCUCUCGGUGGGAAUCCAAGACUAGAGCAGACGGGAAGGGAGACAAAUAUCUGAUUGGAGUUGGGAAAGCCGACAUAACUGGGCCUGUGGUGGAAAUCAACUUCGCAGGUUACGCCGACCUCUCCCAGACCGGUACCGGGCUCCGACAGCGUAUCUAUUCGCGGGCGUUUAUAAUCGGAGACGUUAAUAAUCCGGAUGAUCGAUUCGCGUACUUGGUUCUUGAUACGCAAUCUGGCGAUACGGCUAUACGCUUCGGUAUUCUAGAUGGUCUCGCUGCGCUUGGUGACGAUUUCGCCGUGUAUGGGAAGGGCAACGUCGCGGUAACAGGGACACACGCCCAUUCCGGACCUGGGGCCUGGUUUAACUACCUACUACCGCAGGUAACCAGUUUGGGCUUCGAUGAGCAGAGUUAUCAAGCCAUCGUUGACGGUGCUGUCUUGUCAAUCAAGAGAGCCCACGAAUCUUUGACCGAGGGAUACCUCGACUUCGGGGCGGUUAAUAUUACAGAUGGCAACCUUAGUCGGAGUCUAUACGCUUACUUGGCUAACCCUGCCGAGGAACGGGCUCAAUAUGAGGACGAUGUUGAUAAAGAAAUGACCGUCCUUAAGUUCCAGCGGGCGUCCGACGGCAAAAACAUUGGUAUUCUGACGUGGUAUCCCGUCCACGGAACAUCGAUUUACCAAAAUAGCACCCACGUGGCUGGCGAUAACAAAGGAGUAGCAGAAGUUAUGUUCGAGAAAGCUAUGGAAGGCGAAGAUUCAGCGGCUAGCGGUUUUGUUGCUGGCUUCUCUCAAGCGAACGUCGGAGACACGACUCCUAACACACUUGGCGCAUGGUGCGAUGAUGGAUCCGGUCAACAGUGUAGCUUAGAGAACAGUACUUGCGCGGACGGUAAAUCACAGCACUGCCACGGCCGAGGGCCCCUCUUUGAUCAGCUCGAUCUUGGUAUUGCAAGUUGCUACGAGAUCGGGAAACGCCAAUACGAUGGUGCUAGGUCGGUCUACGAUUCGUUCGGCUCAUCCGGCACCUCUGUUGUUGGAUCGACGGUUAAAGCUUUCCACUUCUACCACGAUAUGAGCUUUUGGAAAUUUCAGUUGGAGAACGGAACUGAAGUCCAGACGUGUCCGGCCGCGCUAGGUUAUUCCUUUGCCGCCGGCACGACGGACGGCCCUGGCGCUUUUGACUUUACGCAGAACGAUUCGGGUGAGCCGAGCGCCAGCCCCGUCUGGGAGGUGAUCAAGAGUCUACUCCGCGCGCCAUCACCUGAGCAGCAAGCUUGUCAGAAUCCCAAGCCUGUCCUCCUCGACGUAGGCGAGUUGUCCGAGCCGUAUCCAUGGAGUCCCAACAUCAUCGACGUCCAGCUGCUCCGAGUCGGCCAAUUCAUCAUAAUCGUAAGCCCCGGUGAAGCGACCACCAUGUCUGGGCGCAGAUGGCGCGCCGCUGUCAAGGCCGCCGCCGCCGAUAUCGUAGAUACUGAGCCGAAGGUCAUACUAGGUGGACCUGCUAACACCUAUGCGCAUUACAUAGCUACGCCGGAGGAGUACGGCAUCCAGCGCUACGAGGGAGCGAGCACGCUCUUCGGCCAGUGGGAGCUUCCCGCGUAUAUAAAUCUUACCGUUAGCAACAUCCGGUACCUAGCCCCUGACUCGUCGAGCUUGCCAGACCCCGGGCCGACGCCACCGGAUAACCGUAACAGUAGCCUUAGUUUCAUCACGGGCGUCGUGCAGGACAACGCGCCGCUGGGUAAGUCCUUCGGCGAUGUCGUUUCGCAGCCCGCAGAUAAAUAUGCGCGCGGCGCCGUCGUUAACGCGACCUUUGUCGGCGCGAAUCCGCGCAAUAACUUACGGCUCGAUGGCACGUUUACGGCUGUGGAGAAGCAGGAUGGAGACUCUUGGACACAGGUUCGAGACGACUCGGACUGGUCUCUGGUAUAUACGUGGAAGCGGACCGACACCGUGCUAGGGUACAGCGAAGUUACUGUCAGCUGGGAGACGGAACCGGAUGCUGAAGCGGGGACGUAUAGAAUAAAGUAUUACGGUGAUAGCAAGGCUUUGGUUGGUGGGGCUAUCACGGCUUUUGAUGGGACGAGCAAUACUUUUACACUUACGUGAUGAUAACUGGAUGUUGUUUAAAGGGU
Messenger RNA from Daldinia vernicosa, 2574 nucleotides. Its product is annotated as Neutral/alkaline nonlysosomal ceramidase. The record is from RefSeq and is a predicted model, not a curated record. Gene Ontology annotation, cellular component: extracellular region. NCBI's taxonomy places the organism in Eukaryota, Fungi, Ascomycota, Sordariomycetes, Xylariales, Hypoxylaceae. Gene Ontology annotation, molecular function: N-acylsphingosine amidohydrolase activity. The transcript has 5 exons. The coding region runs from base 263 to 2548 and encodes 761 amino acids. Gene Ontology annotation, biological process: long-chain fatty acid biosynthetic process; sphingosine biosynthetic process; ceramide catabolic process.